This is a messenger RNA of Penicillium expansum, 1626 nucleotides long. RefSeq lists its product as uncharacterized. NCBI's taxonomy places the organism in Eukaryota, Fungi, Ascomycota, Eurotiomycetes, Eurotiales, Aspergillaceae. Bases 1 to 1626 code for a protein of 541 amino acids. The record is from RefSeq and is a predicted model, not a curated record. The transcript has 2 exons.
AUGUCCUACUUCAAGACCGAAUACCAGCGGUUCCUGGAUAACCCCAGGACUGCUAAAUUGGCCGACGAUGUGUCUAUGAUCUAUGUUCCUACCACGACGAAGUUCGAGAAGGCCGACAAUGUCAUCACUCAUGUGUUGAAGAAUGCCAAGGUGGUCAAGACGAAAUCCAACAAGGUCAUCAGCGCCAUUGAAGGAUCAGACUCGCUAUGUCUAGACAUGGAAACAACCCUCGAAUUCACUGAGGGUGGUGGGGUUUAUCUCCCCUCGCUGGACGAUAAUUUCCUGGCCGACCGUGUCGCGACUUUCCCCACGGUUCACAUCGUCCACUUCGACGCCAAUCAAUUGAUCAAGCAGAUCCGAAUUUACUGGGAUCAGGCCUCAUUGCUGAAGCAAGUUGAGGUAAUUGGAGCGCGCGGACGCCAAUGGCCCAUUCGUGAUGGAAAAGACCAACUCCGUCUCCUCAAAACCGCCGAGACCGCGCGUUUGGCACCCUCGCAGCCUGCUUCUCAGAACGUGGAGACAACACUCCCCCAGCGCCCCGCAUCCCCAGGCAAGCGCCAUAUCAGAGAUCCCCACGCCGCUGGGUCCUUGACCGAGCUCCUCUCGCCGAGCAAGGAUACAAACAAACCUGAAUCCACUAGCAAGAAAUAUACCCAAGACCCCUAUGGAGCGGGCUCCUUGAAUGAGCUUCUGUCCCCGACCAAGAAGGGCCCCGCUUAUGUGCCUCCCCUUGGGUCCUCGUCUGGGCGACCUGCCACGCGCAACUUCAGCGAUAUCUUCCUGAAGGAUGACGACGACUCCCCUUCGAAGCCCCAACGCCGGGCUCCCCGCGUCGACGAAGAGGGCGAAAAGGCCGGCACAGGGCCCGUCGACGAACAGCGUAAUUUCUACAAAACCGACCCCGCAAAGUACAGCCACUUUGAUAUCGCCGGCGGUGAAACAGUCGGCAAAGGGCCCGUCGACGAAGACCGUCAUUUCUACAAAACCGCCCCCGGAAAAUACAACCACUUCGAGAUUGGCGGCGACAACACGGAGCGCGAGACAAAGGCAGAAGUUAGACAGGCCAACACCAAACACGCAACCCACUGGGACUUCGACGACAUCGAGACCCCUGUGAAGGGCUCGCGCGCACCACGCGGACAAGAAGUGCGCCACUUUGGCUUCGGCGAUAACGAAGAUGGCAAUGGAUCCCCCCAAGCCAAGCCAAAUGUGACCAAGCCCCGUCGCGACGUAGACCGCCAUUUCGAGCUUACCGAUGAUGAAUCCGAGGACGACGGACGGAUCAUCAGCUCAUUCGGCGGCCGCGGCAAGCGUCUCUACGAGAACCGCCUCUUCGACGACGAAGGCCAGCCUAAGCCCUCCGAGCGCGAGCAGAAGGACAAGGAGGACCAGCCCACCCAUAACCAUGAUGCGCACAAUAAGAUGAUGGAGUCCCACUGGGAUAACUACGAUGAACAGUCCCCCCAACUGCCUACCCAAAAACACACCCAGCACAAUAAGAUGAUGGAGUCCCACUGGGAUAACUACGACAAUGCAUCCCCUGAGCCGGUUAGGAGAAAUGCCACCGCGCAGCGCAACCCUCUUGGCCACAACCAGCCCACCUGGCACCAUGGAGACCACAACUAA